Messenger RNA from Cinara cedri, 7260 nucleotides. Lineage: Eukaryota; Metazoa; Arthropoda; Insecta; Hemiptera; Aphididae. The record is from the annotation of a GenBank genome assembly.
AUAUACUAUUGACGUUGGUGUAUGUGUGUAUAAAAAGCCAAUUAAUCAACCACGGCUUAAUAUAAUAUUAUAAUAAAUUAUUUUCUGUUUUGACUUUUUGUCUGACUAUUGUACAAAUUAUUUUCGCUUUCGGUAUGGAGAAUAAUAUGUCGUUAUCUGAAUAUUCCAAGGAACCCGACAGAACCACAGACGUGCAAACCCUCAAAGAGAUGCCUUUCAGCGCGUUCGUGGCCAAUCCGAAAAUAUUGAAUGGUUUGUCUGAUAGCGGAUUCACAAUCGCUUCUCCAAUACAAGUCACUGCUCUACCUACAGUUAUUACCGGAAAUGGUAAAUUUCCAUUUAAAAAUGGCACUUUAUAAUUGAUAUGUAGUAUGUGACUUAAUGUACUUACAUUAUUUCAAUUCUUACAGACACUGUAAUUGAAGCCAAAAACGGAACUGGAAAAACGUUGACAUUUGUCAUACCUACUCUAAUGAAAUUGAAACUAGAACAGAGUAAUUUACAAUCUAUUAUUUUGGCACCGACACGAGAAAUCGCUUUUCAAAUACAACAAUGUUUCAACCAAGUUGGACGACAUUUGUCUGGUAAAAAUUAAUUAUAAAUAACAAAUAAUUUUAUUAGUUUACCACUUAUUUAAUAUUCAAAAAAAUAAAUAAAUUGUAUAAAGUGCAGAGCUGUCAAUGUUUUGUAAGGCCCCAGGGGACAAUAUAUUUUUCGAGAACCUUUAAAUAUUAAACUUUAUCAAUAAAAAUUCAAUUUUUGUUUGUAUCUCUAUUGAUUAUUACCAUUUUAAAAAUGCACGGUUAAAAAAGGACAUAUUAAUAAAUUUAUAACUUUUAUAGUAAAAAAAUAAAUGUAAUUCAUAAAAUUAAAAUUAAAAUAAUUAUCAUUAAAUAUUGUUUAAUGAUUUCUUCCUAGCUUUUUCAUUCACAAGUCUUCUAUAACAUUUUUAUAAUCUAAACUUAAUAAUAGUUCAUGUUUGAUAUUCUUUAAAGAUAAGUCGUUUAACCAUUUCUGUCUCUUGGCACUUGCUCUUUAGUUAAAUUUAACUUAGAAAAUGUUUAUUUCCUACUAUAGUUGGUAAUUGUCAUUGAUAAAGAAAUUCUGGAAGAUAUUAUUAUGUUUGGUAAUGUUUUUUUUAUUAUUUAUUUGUUAAAAAUGUUUUAAUUCAGACAUUUCAAUUUCCAAUAAAUGUACAAAUUUUUUAUAAUGAACUUUUAUUUCUAUUAUUUAUUACAAUUUUUAACUAAGUUACUAAUGUAUAUAACAGGGAAGUAAAUUUCUAUUUUGAAUUUUUCUGUUCCAGACAAUGAUUCAAAAUUAGUUAUAUAUUUUAACAAUAGUUAACACUCGCAAUACUGUUAAUAUUAUUAGUUUAAAAUUUAAAAUUCACUUUUUAUCAAUUAAGAUUCAUUAUUUUUAUGCAAAGUUAAUUUUAAUGUUUCGCUAAACAUUUAUCAAACAAAAUGUUAAGAAAAAAAAAAAAUGUGAAAUGAUUGUAGGUAAUUUGAAAAUAAAUACAUUUUUAUGAAUCUGAAAAAUUUAUAAUUUAAAGGCAUCGAGCUCAUCUCUUAAAAUGGCACUGAUAAAUUGUAUUACAAAGAUUGAAAAACCUAACAGUUUUACACUAAUACCUAUUAUAUUUGAUUGAAAAUAUAAAAAUUGAACAUUUUUUAUGUGCUCUUAGUAAUAUGUUACUAAUUUAAAUAUAAAUAAAUAAACAAUAACAUGUAUUUACUUCUACUUUUAAUUGUUUUUAAUAAAAAAUUUAGAACUGAAAUGUGAAUAUUUCAUUGGUGGAACUUCAGUUGAAUUAGAUAAGGAAAAGGCGAACGGUUGUCAAAUAGCCGUUGGUACCCCAGGUCGCAUCAAACAUAUGCUCAAUGAUCACGUGCUAAAUGGUUCAGAAGUAAAGACCUUUAUAAUUGAUGAAGUCGAUAGAUUAUUUACUGACGUCAAAUUUUUAAAAGAUGUUAGGUAAUAUAUUAAAUUCAAUAAACAAAAGAAGUAGUAAACAUUUGUCAUAAUCACAUUUUUAAGAAUAUACUACUUAAAUUUUUUUUUAUAUAAUUGUAAUAUAUAACAUGCAUUUAUUAUUCAAUUUUUGUGGUCAAAUAUAUUAAUAUAGUAGUUUUCGUGUAAUUUUAUAUUUUACUACAAAUUGUAUCUUAACUUUUACAUUAUAAUUAAAUUAAAUAGUAUUAAUUACUAUUUUUAUUUAAUUCUAUGAAUUGAACUUUAGUAGUUAAUAUAAUAUGCAUAUAUAUAUAAUACAAAAUUUUUUUUUCAGAUGGAUUGAUGCUAAACUUCCAAAAUUUAAACAAAUUAUUUUUGCCAGUGCCUCUCUUGAUAAAGAUACUGUUCACAUUUUUGACGAGUUUAUGAAUGAGUAUUCAGUGGUUUCUGGAACACCAGGGUCUAUGAACGCCUCUGAAGAUCCAGCUAAGUUCCUAAUAGGUAUUAAGCAGUAUGUAGCAUGUGUAAAAGCAGUCUCCACUAAUAUAAUAUUAUUGCCUGCAAAAAAUCUACGACUUCUAAAUAUCUUACAAAAUAUUUCAUAUACACAAUGUAUUGUAUUCACCAAUUACAUGACUAGGUACAGUUAUUGAAAACCUCAUAUUAAAUAUUAUUAAAAUACAACAAUAAUAAUAGAGCUGUAUAAUUGACAAUUCACGGCUCAUGAAGCUUUUUUUAUGGCCGAUAAAACUCAUUCUAUGGCUUUUUUCUUACUUGACAUACUUUAUUAAACCAUAAUUGUUUAGUAAGUAAAAGGGAGAAAAAAAGUCUUGAUAAAAAAUAAAAUAAAAUAUAGUCUGUAUAAGUAAUAGUUGAUAAUAUUUGGUUCGUUAUAAUUUUUCAGAGCCCAAACAAUUUGUAAUAUGUUACGUGAUCACAACUAUAAAGCGGAUUAUAUAAGAGGAGAUCAAGAUCAACAGAUUCGAUUGAAACUAGUUGAUAGAUUAAUGUCCUUUCAGUCAAAAAUACUUGUUGCCACUGAUUUGGUAGCUAGAGGAAUAAAUUCAUCAAAUGUAGACCUGGUGAUCAAUAUGGAUUGUCCAACCGAUGCAGCUACUUAUCUGCACAGAAUUGGUCGAGCUGGACGAUUUGGGAACAAAGGUUAGUAUAUUUAUUGUUACAUACCUAGUUAAAAUGUAUUUCAACUAAACAUUUUUUUUAGCAAGUGCUGUUACUAUAUUGGAUGAUGGAAAAGAGUUGAAAUCUUUCAAACAAAUUAUAAAUAGUAUUGAGUACAUUAAAAUAAAAACUAUACCGAUUGCAAUUUCAAAACCUUUAUAUGAAUACACAGACGAAGAGAUUGAAAUUCUUGAUUUGACAACUGAACCUGAUGAAAUUCUAGAAAAAAGUAAUAAUAACUGAAGAAGCAAAAUAGAUAAUAAUAGAAAUGAUAAAUUAACUUAUUAAUUUUUAAAUAGUUAUUAACAAUUAAAUUAUUUUAUUUCUGGUGCUAUUCCAGGUGAUUCUGAAACAGAUGUCAACAAUGUACCUCUUUGUGAUAAUAUAGUCCUAACAACUGAAUCUGAUAUUCCAAAAAAGUAUCAAAAUGAAAAUAAUGAAACAGAUGAAACUUCUAAUAACAUAACUGAUGAAAAUAAAAUAGAAAUUCAUGAAAAAAGUAAACUAAAUUAUUUUAAAAUUUAUACCAGGUGAUCCAUUUAAGUGGGUACAUUCAUUAACUCAGAAAGUUUUAACUUAUUCCGGAAUUUAUUUUUUAGAAAAUUUAAGGAACAAGCUGAUCUACAAUUUAUAUUUUUAUUAUUUCUUUGUUACCUUUAUUUUUAGGGGUAAAAUCACUAUCUACUUUUGAUUUUCAAAUUUGACAACCUAUAUUAAAAAUUACAUAAAUAGAUGGUGUAUUAGUUAAAAUAAAUUUUAGUGUUGACAUUUUUUGAUCUCCGUCAAUCCAUUGACGAAAUAUUCCAGUUUUAAGUUUAGAUUAAAGGAGAGUAGUGGAGUUUUAUUUGUGUGGCGGUACGGUUAGGUAACAAUAUGCCACUACUCUCCUCCAACCUAAACUUAAUAGUGGAAUAUCUCAUCAACGGUUAUUUGUGGCAUUUUUAAUAUAGGUUGCCAUUUUAAAAUCAACUAUAAGUUGUGGUUUUACCAUAGACCCUAUAUUAAUAGACAAGCCUUUUGUACAUGUAGAACGGCCAUAGAUAGAGGGCGCUCUUCACGUGUGACUUUACGUGGUAUUAUUGUACAUUGUACUACACAUACAAUGACAACACUGAUGUGAUUAUACUGCACACCUCUGUAAUAUAUUUGACCAGUUACUACCUCAGCUACUAUAUAAGAAAGGCCAGUCUAUUAAUAUAAGGUCUAUGAGUUUUACACUCAAAAUUAAGAGAGAUAAAAAAUAACAUUAAUAUAAAAUUCUAAAGAUGCUUGUUUCUUAAAUAUUCUUAAAAACAAAUUUCAAUAAAAGUUAAUACUUUCCGAGAUAAUGAGUGUAUCUUUUUAUAUGGAUCACCCAGUAUUAACAAUAUUAAUAAUAUUUUAUAUAUUAUUUGUGCAAUUGCAGAUAAUUUUGAAGGAAUGGCUACUGUCUCUGAAACAAAUUUCAACGAAAAACCUCUUAAUGUUGAUACAUGUGAAGAAGAAUCCUUAGACAAUCUUCGCAAAUUUGUUAAAGAAACAGAAAAGAAACUCAUUGAUGAAAACCAAAUCAACCAAAAAUUUUUAACUAAGGAUAGAACAUUUGUUUUAUUCAACCCAGAAACUUAUCUUGAUGACACUACUCAAUAUGAAAAUUAUCAAGAUGUAGUAAACAUGGUUACAGAUUUAUUUGAAUUGGAUCCUCUUAAAAAAGAGGCUAAUGAAAUUGAAAACUCUGUUCCUAAUAAACAAAAUGAGAGUUUAAAAAAAAAUACUCACGAUAGCACUGAUAAAAAAAUUAGCGAAACAAAUGAUAUUUCAAAUGAAUCAAAUAGUUCUAAUUUCACUGAUAUUGAAAGUGAUUCAAGUAUUAUUGAAACACCACGGAAUACCAAUGUUAUUGAUUUAUUCAAUUUACACGACUUUAAGGUUUUAUUACCUCAAAACUCUGAUGAAUGUAGCCAAAAACAUAAAAAAAACUGUGCAGAAGAAGUAUUUAAUGUAAAUGGAAAGAAAGACGAACAAGAAAACUUGUUAGAAGAAUAUAAAGAAGAAUUUGAUACUAAAAUAGACGAAAGUUCUGAUGAAGAUAUUGAAAGUAAACAGUAUAAUGAAGAUAGUGAAAGUGAGAAUUAUGAUGAAGAUAGUGAAAGUGAAAAUUCGGAUGAAGAUAAUGUAAGUGGAUAUAGUGAAUAUAGGAAUGAAAUUAUUGAAUGUGAACAUUUAGAUGAAGAUAGUGAAAGUGAAAAUUAUGAUGAAGAUAGUGAAAGUGAAAAUUCAGAUGAAGAUAAUGUAAGUGGAUAUAGUGAAUAUAGGAAUGAAGUUAUUGAAUGUGAAAAUUUAAAUAAAGGCAAUGAAAGGAAACAUUUUAAUGAACAUCUCAAAUAUGAACAUUUUAAUGAAGAUAUUGAAAAUAAAAAUUUCAAUGAAGGUAUUAAAAAACAAAACAAAAAUUCAUUUAGAUCGAUAAAAAUAUUGAAUUGCAAUAGCACAGAAAUAAAUAGUAUCGCACCACAGUUGGCUGUAAAUGAAAUUGAAAACAAUGAAUCACAAUAUAUGGAUUAUAAUAUUUUAAAUGACUGGUAUAAUCAAUGGAAACAGCAAAUGAAUUUCAUACAAACAUGUGUGAAGUUGAGCAGAUAAGUGUACUAAAAUUUAUUCUAAUGAGCUGAAGUGAAUUUAGUUUCUAGUUUAAAUUUUAACUCUGUAAUAUUUAUUGAAUUAUUUUUUUUAAAUUCAUUUAAGUAAUAAUAAUUUUUUUACAAUAAAACACAUUUUAUUUUAUAAAUUUUUACGAUAAACAUUUAUCAGUCGUAAUAAUAGUAUUAAAUAAAAAUAUAUUAGCGGUAUUAUAUAAUAUCACGAUAAGUUUUUUGUAUACAUUAAAAUAUAAAGACCUAAUCUUCUUGAUCUAUUUGAGAUCACAAAUUUCCAAUUUUUGUUAAUUUUUACAAUGUAGCAAUAAAAUUAACAACACAAGUAGCACCUAAUAGGUAUACAGUGUAAUCGAAUAACACAUAAUAAAGGGGAUGUACUUAAAAAAUAUAUAUUUUAGUAAAAUAAUAUUAUGGACGUAAUGGUGAAUGAUGGAUAUUGUCAUCUGAUUGGCGGCACCGCUGCGGCUGAUUUUAUCGAACUGUUCAUUUGUUCACUGGCAAACUUGUAAAGUUUUUCUCUAUUCUUGUAUAUGAUGUUGGCGAACUGAUCUACGUUGCCAUAUGUCUCAAAACGGGUGUUGGUGCACAUACAGGCCUUGGAUUCGGGUAGUUUUGGGUCGCAGUCGACCGGAUGGUAAACGUGUACCAAGUCGGGAUCGGCAGCGCGGAAUACGAUCGCUGGACGUGUGCGGACGAACUUGUCGAAUAGGUCUACGUCCUCGUUACCCCAUCCCCGGAUUGUGGUGUUGAAUCCACCCGUAGCGGUUAGGUCGGACUUGUACACGCUGACGAUGCCGAAUCCGAAUUGCCUCCAGUAUCCGGUGUCCUGGUUGACUAGGAAGUGGUUGGGCGACGUGGGCCGACCGUAAACGACCACCGGGUCGUACUCGCUGUAUACUAUGGGGAAGUACGCGGACCGGCCGCGCACCGUGUUCAGCCGGACGCGUUCGAUUAGCGCUGUUGUCCAUAGCAUGUCCACGUCGACGAACAGCAGCAGGUCGUCGGGCGGCGGGCCGACCCGAUCGGCGCCCGCGUGCAGCGCCAAGGCCCGGGCGAACGGGUCCCCGAGGUCUGGCAGCACGGUGAUACUGGCACCCGGGUAUUUGGCCAUCAGCCCGGCCGCGACAGCCACAGCCCGGUCGACGGUUGCCCGGCCGAACGGCACCACGGUAAGCGUAACGCGCUCGUCGUUGGCCAGGCACACCGACUCGUAAUUACCCAUAAACCGGUCGAACGUAGCCAACCGGUUGAAUAGCGGCAAUAUAAAGUGCACCGUCUUUAACCGCACCCGGUCCGGCAACCGUUUCGCCGGCGAUCCCACCGGUACCGGUUGCCCGUCCACCCGGAGCAUACCGUUGUCCGCCAUGUCCUUGUACGGCCCGGUCCCGUCGUCUUCGGCCGCCGCUAUCUCGUACGCCUCGUCGGGUCGUUUCCACUCGAGUUCCGAUCCGUCCAACACUUCGCGCACUUCAAAACCUGUAGUAAAGUC